AUGGCGACAGGCUCACAUUUACCAAAUUACAAGCUUGUGUUUCUCGGCGAUCAAUCCGUUGGCAAAACUAGCAUCAUCACUUGCUUCAUGUACGGUAGCUUCGACGCCAAUUAUCAGGCUACUAUUGGAAUUGAUUUUUUGUCCAAAACAAUGCGCCAUGAAGAUAGGACUUUCCGUCUGCAGUUGUGGGACACUGCUGGACAAGAGAGAUUUAAAAGCUUGGUACCAAGUUAUAUCAAAGAAUCCUCUGUUGCUGUAAUUGUCUUUGAUGUUGCAAAUAAGCAAUCGUUUUUGAACACCUCCAAGUGGAUUGAAGAUGUUCGUGCUGAAAGAGGUAGUCAUGUUAUCAUUGUUCUUGUUGGGAACAAAACCGAUCUUGUUAAUAAAAGGCAAGUUUCAAUAGAGGAAGGGGAAAACAAAGCUCGUGAUGUUGGAGCUUUGUUCAUGGAGACUAGUGCAAAAGUUGGAUUCAACAUUAAGCCUCUGUUCUAUAAGAUUGCAUCGGCGUUACAAGGAAUGGAGUCACUUCCUUGGAAGAACCAAGAAGAUUUGGUGGAUGUGAACCUAAAGCCAUCAACCAAAUCAUCUCAGGCAGAUCAACAUCAAGGCACUUGUUCUUGUUAA
This is a messenger RNA of Microthlaspi erraticum, 624 nucleotides long. Lineage: Eukaryota; Viridiplantae; Streptophyta; Magnoliopsida; Brassicales; Brassicaceae. The record is from the annotation of a GenBank genome assembly.